GGCAUUCAAACUUUCAGUAGCAGAACAACGAGAGGAGCAAUACAUAUCAGGAGCAUCAAGUGAAGAGUUUUUCUCAAACCUACACAGGGAUUUCCUCAACUCAAGUUCACAUUUGUUUGGAUCUUCCUACUUGUUUUUUUUGGGAAAGAUGAUGUUUACCACUUUCAACACGGAGUGCGAUUCCUCCUCCCGCUGCAGCACCGCUUCCCCAUCCGGGGACACCGUGGGAUAUUAUCCCUCCCCGGCAGGAUCUUACUCCAGCAUGGGAUCUCCCCAGUCUCAGGAUUUCACUGACUUGACAGCAUCAAGUGCCUCCUUCAUCCCCACCGUCACAGCUAUUUCGACAAGCCAGGAUCUGCAGUGGAUGGUCCAGCCUUUGAUCUCCUCAGUGGCCCCUUCUCACAGACCCCCCCUCUACAGCAGCAGACCCAGCCCUGCAUACACCAGACCAGGCAUGAGGUCUGCUUCCAGGACUCAUACCUCUAACAAGAGAAGAAUGGAACAGGUGAACCCUGAGGAGGAUGAGAAGAAGAGAGUUCGCAGAGAGAGAAAUAAGCAGGCAGCAGCUAAAUGCCGCAACAGGAGGAGAGAGCUUACAGACACACUGCAAACUGAAACUGAUGAGCUUGAGGAUGAGAAAUCCCUCCUGCAGAAUGAUAUUGCUAAUCUUAUGAAGGAGAAGGAAAGGCUUGAGUUCAUUCUGGCUGCCCAUCAACCCAUCUGCAAAAUCCCCUCAGACCUGGAGUCAGACUUCAACAUGGUCUCCAUUACUCCUGCUCAUCCCUUCCUGUCCACCACAGUGUCCUCCCAGCCAAUCACCAUCCCAAAAGCAAACACUAUCACUUCCAGCCAGCCCAACUUCACCUCCACCUCCACCUGUAACUCCAUCUUCUCCAGCAGCUCCAUCCUCUCCACUUCCACCAUCUCCAGCAGUGCGGUCAAGAUGACAGACCUGGACUCCUCAGUCCUGGAGGAGUCUCUGGAUCUGCUGGCGAAGACAGAGAUGGAGACGGCGCGGUCAGUGCCAGAGGUCGACCUGUCCAACUCCCUUUACACAACUCAGGACUGGGAGCCCCUUCACGCCUCAGCCAACAGCAGUGACUUUGAGUCUCUUUGCACGCCUGUGGUGACCUGCACUCCGGCCUGCACCACCUACACUUCUUCUUUUGUCUUCACUUUCCCAGAGGCGGAGACCUUCCCCACUUGUGGCGUUGCCCACAGGAGAGGAAGCAACAGCAACGACCAGUCCUCCGAUUCCCUCAGCUCCCCAACACUGCUGGCCCUUUAAAGACUCUUCCACUAAAGACAAUCGUACUUCCUAUCGAGCACAUCUUCUUGAAUUAUGAGAUGUACAGAUCCCAGGGCUAUGGAACAGACUUAACCAGGAAGCAAAUUAUUUAUGAAUUUAUUUGCCUUUAUCUAUACUUGCGUAUAACAACAAUGUAGCAAGUUAAAAAGCAUGUUUCAACUUAUAUCACCUAGUCGUUUUAUGAGUUCAUAUAUGAUUUUAUGGUGCUAUAGAUAACAAAACUUGUUGUAGUGUUGAUGUGUUUUCAGAGCAAUAGUUAUUAUUGAUCCAGUUUAUUUCUGGUUGAUGGAAUGUGAGAGUAAUGUGAACUGUCUGUGAAAAACUUAAAAACUGACGUGCUUGUUGUCCAUC
Molecule: messenger RNA, 1660 nt
Organism: Notothenia coriiceps (black rockcod)
Lineage: Eukaryota; Metazoa; Chordata; Actinopteri; Perciformes; Nototheniidae
Gene: fosab
Product: v-fos FBJ murine osteosarcoma viral oncogene homolog Ab
Exons: 4
Coding region: 149-1288 (379 amino acids)
Biological process (GO): regulation of transcription by RNA polymerase II
Cellular component (GO): nucleus
Molecular function (GO): DNA-binding transcription factor activity, RNA polymerase II-specific; RNA polymerase II cis-regulatory region sequence-specific DNA binding
Source: RefSeq, a predicted model, not a curated record